GCACACACAGGGGUAUAGAAGGGCCUUCCUGGUGGCGUGGCACAUCCUGUGUGUGGUCCUCAAGACGCCCGCUGUCAUGGAGGCCAGAGCGCUUUGGCUGCUGCUGCUGGUCCUGGCCCUGGGGUCCUCUGGCUGGGCUGAGCAGGACGUUGGCCUGUCGGGACAACAGUGUGUCGUCUCGGGCAGUGAGAGAGUGGACUGUGGCUAUCCUGCCAUCAGCCAGGAGGACUGCACCAACCGGUGCUGCUGCUUUGACUCCAGCAUACGAGGGGUGCCCUGGUGCUUCAAGCCUCUGAGAAAGCCAGCGGAAAUCCAGUGUGUCUUCCCAGCCAAGGAGAGAGUGAACUGCGGCUACCCUGCUAUCGGCAAAGAGGACUGUAAUAACCGCGGCUGCUGCUUUGACUCCAGCACUGCAGGGGUGCCCUGGUGCUUCAAGCCUCUGAAAAAGCCAGUGGAAAGCCAGUGUGUCGUCCCGGCCAAGGAGAGAGUGAACUGCGGCUACCCUGCCAUCAGCCAGGAGGACUGUUCCAACCGCGGCUGCUGCUUUGACUCCAAGACUCCAGGGGUGCCCUGGUGCUUCAAGCCUCUGCAGGAGACAGAAUGCACGUUCUGAAGCUCUGCUCUCUGCGGCCUGGGAUGGCACCUGCCUGUGGAUGGUGGCUGGCGGAGGGGGCUGCUCAUCACGGCUCCCCCUGCUCUGGGCAAGUGCGUCAGCUGAACACUCGUGUCCAGGGUCUGCUGUCUAAUGAAUAAAGCUCUCAUGCUCAGCAUGAGGACCGUUCUUCAUGCCAA
Messenger RNA from Marmota monax (woodchuck), 792 nucleotides. Its product is annotated as trefoil factor 2-like. The record is from RefSeq and is a predicted model, not a curated record. Gene Ontology annotation, biological process: maintenance of gastrointestinal epithelium. The transcript has 5 exons. The coding region runs from base 77 to 613 and encodes 178 amino acids. NCBI's taxonomy places the organism in Eukaryota, Metazoa, Chordata, Mammalia, Rodentia, Sciuridae.